AAUUGGAAGGAAACAUGGCACAGUUAACAUUUAUCUUUAAAGUUUUUGUUACGGACUGGUCAGUAGUAUUGAGACACGAUUGGAACACAACGAGGAUAUACUAUAAGGCAACUAUUUUAUCAAUCCGCGAAAUGCCCUGAAUAGCAUAACUUGGAAAAGAAGCAGUCGGGGUCACCAUAUGAAAGAUGAGACUGAACUUCGAUGAUGUUCUGCGGCACCUGGGGGAGUUUGGACGCUAUCAGAAAUGGGUGUACUUUCUCCUGUGUCUUCCAGGACUCAGCUUUGGUAGCAGGAUGAUGAUCAGUAUGUUCCUCCUCAACGUUCCAGAACACAGGUGCGCCAUCCCCGGCCACUACAACGACACCUACAAUGUACAGUCUAUCAACCACGCCUAUCUUAUAAACGCCACCAUCCCCUACGUCAAAAGAGACGGCAAACUGCAGCUUGACCGUUGUCACAUCUACCGUGACAUUGAUAACAUCACCACUGUGGGCGCCAACCGUACAGUGGUCGGCUGUAAGAAGUGGGUGUAUGACAAGUCAGUGUUCGAGUACACUGCCUCAAUGGAGUUUAGUUUUGUGUGUGACGACGCCAUACUCGCAACUCACUCAAAGAUGAUCUUCAUGGGUGGGUGCUUCUUUGGGGCAUUUGCUUCGGGAGCCCUGGGCGACAAGAUCGGGCGGAAGAAGGCUCUUUAUCUGUGUAUCCUGCUCCUCACUGCUGGGGGAAUCAUCCUCAACUGGUCCAGCAAUUUCGUCAUGUUCAUCACCCUCCGCUUCAUCAACGGUGCCUCGGCAACCGGAAUGUAUACCACUUGUUUCGUAAUAGGUAUGGAGAUAGUAGGCCCCUCUAAGCGUGUAUGGACAGGGACGAUUCUCGGUGUGUUCUUUGCACUUGGUAUGACGAUGUUGUCCGCAGUUGCCUUCUUCAUCCGAGACUGGCAUACGCUGGAGCUAGUCAUAGCUGUCCCUGUUGCCAUCUUCCUCAUUUACUGGUGGGUCAUUCCAGAAUCUCCAAGAUGGCUGAUGAACGAGUUCCGGUAUCAGGAAGCGGAAGUGAUCAUACGUCGCGCAGCAGACGUGAACAAAGUCAAGUUACCUGAAAACCUGUUUGAACAGCAAGAGAAGACAGAGGCUGAAACACAUGAUGACAACAAACCCAAGGGCAGCUUCUUGCAUCUCUUCACCACUCCAGUCAUGUGUACACGAACUCUCAUUAUAUUUUUUAACUGGAUGGUGGUCAGCAUGGUGUACUACGGCCUAUCUCUCAACUCAGACAACCUUGGGGCAGGCAGCCUCCACCUCAACUUCCUGCUGGUGGGACUUGUGGAAUUACCGGCCUGUGGUCUCGUAGUAAUGCUACUCAACAAAGUGGGGAGGAAGGUCAUGCACUGUGCAUCUAUGUUAGUAGGAGGAGUGUCCUGCAUCCUCACCAUCUUCACCAUCAUGUAUGCUGAUCAGUCAUUACAAUGGGUCACCGUCCUACUCGCUAUGAUAGGGAAGCUUGGGGCAGCAGCAGGCUUUGCCAUCAUCUAUACCUUCUCCUCAGAACUGUUCCCAACAGUCAUCCGCCACUCUGCCAUCGGCGCAAGUUCCUCCUUGGCCCGGAUAGGAGGCAUGAUAGCACCGUAUAUUGCAGACUGGGGCAAGUUUGUUGGUGGGGACUUCGGCCGCGCUCUGCCGCUUUUAAUGUUUGGCGGUCUGGCAGUCCUGGCAGGUCUGUUGUCCCUACUCCUGCCGGAAACACUCGACAGAGACCUUCCGGAGACCAUUGAGGAUGGGAUCAAGUUUGGCAGAAAACCCAUUCAUCACAGAGCUUUAGAUGACGAAGAAAAGCAACAAGGCCUUUCUUUGCUUGCAAUACCUGAUACUACAGACCUGGAUGAGAAUCACCCACCUCAAAACAGACAACCACUGGCCCCAGUCAAUGCUUGAUGUUGAUCUUGAUGUGCAUUGCUGAAGUUACCAUAAAUGAUAUUCUUGUAUGUAACCGGUAUUCCCACCAUCAAAGAUGUGGAAAAGAAGUGGAAGAGUCAAGUAUAGAAGAAUCAAAUAUAUCGGUGAAGCCUACACAACUUGAAUACACCAAUGGGAAUUUCAGAGUAUUGUACGAGGCAAGUAACUCUAUAAUCGGAUUAUCAGGCUCGGUGACCUUGACAGAAACGAUUUUUUGUGUGAAAGAGAGUGCGGUUCUCUAAUGGCCACACAGGAAGUGAGUGAGAGAACCACAAGACCAUGCGUUAAGAUGAGGGAUACCAUUACUUCUCUGAAAUAUUGGACUAAGAGCUGGAGGACUAAAUCCACUGACAAGUAUUCAAAUAUGACAUCGAGUUAUUCUUAUUAUGUUUAUCCUUAUCAUCUAUACUUGUUAACUAUGGUCAAACAUAUCAUCAAAACAACUAGAACCACUGCAACGCUACUUUGCCAGACCACAGAGCUUCCACAACAGAUCACCAACUAGUGUAACUACUCAAACUCUUGGUCUCUGAACAACGGAAGCAGUGUUUGUCAAGACUAAACGUAUCUACGUCAAUAUACUCUGUAGAUGUAAAGCAGGGUAUUUUGUAAAAAACAAAACAAAACCUUUUACAUCAGACUUGGGCAGCACCUACACAACUAUACAUCAGAUAAAUCUGUACUCCAUGAUCCCCUAGGUAUUAAUAAAAAGGACAAGCUCUUUCAUUCCAUAGAAACAUAUCUCACUAAAGGACAUACAAUGUAACCAACCAAAGACAAUAUGGUGAGGUGAAGUGAAAUUGGGUUUAACGUCGCGUCCAAGAUUAUUGCACUUAUAUAGCGACGUGCAUGCACAUGUGUGUGUGGCUAC
Messenger RNA from Haliotis rufescens (red abalone), 2826 nucleotides. RefSeq names its product organic cation transporter protein-like. The record is from RefSeq and is a predicted model, not a curated record. Gene Ontology annotation, cellular component: membrane. The transcript has 11 exons. Gene Ontology annotation, biological process: transmembrane transport. Bases 186 to 1934 code for a protein of 582 amino acids. NCBI's taxonomy places the organism in Eukaryota, Metazoa, Mollusca, Gastropoda, Lepetellida, Haliotidae. Gene Ontology annotation, molecular function: transmembrane transporter activity.